Messenger RNA from Podarcis lilfordi (Lilford's wall lizard), 16545 nucleotides. Lineage: Eukaryota; Metazoa; Chordata; Lepidosauria; Squamata; Lacertidae. The record is from the annotation of a GenBank genome assembly.
GUGGCUCCAACCCGGAUUAAGAGUAUAGUAACUAGCUGGAGAAGCUGGUGCUGCACUGUCAGUCAGAAUGCCUCCACAGUCAGGCACUGUUCUAGGAGGAAAGGAACCUUGCUUAGAUGCUCCACAGCUUUUCACCUGGGAGGAGAUAGGACUCCGCUCGGGCAAAGGGAACUCCAAGGAAGAGAGGUGGCUGGUCAUCAACCGGAAAGUCUACGAUGUCAGCAAGUUCUAUUGGCGGCACCCUGGAGGAAGGCGCGUCAUCAGCCACUAUUCCGGACAAGAUGCCACGGUGAGACCUUAUUGCAGGGCAGAGAGCAGUGGAGAAGGACCAUCACCCAGUGGCAGAGCACAUGUCUUGAAUCAGGAGUAGAGAAACUCCAGCCCAUAGACCUGCUAGGGGAUCCCAUUUGGUCCAUGAGGUCAUGGCAGUCUAACAUCACUGGCUUGCAUCAGCUGAUGGGGAUGGGGCUCGAUCCUACUGGGUGCAUCUUUGCCAGCAUGUUCCCUGCAAGAAACACACUGGCAAAGCAGACCCUUGUAGAGAGCAGGGUUGCACCCUCUGCUCAACAGCUGGAGAGGGGAGAGUUCAAUGCAGGGAAUGCAUUGGCAAAGCAGAUCCAUCCCUGCAGCCCUCUGAGAUCACCCACCUCUCAGACACCUGAUGUCAUCAGGUCAUCGGAAGAUUGAUAGAUGGGUGGUCCCACCCACCUGCUGAAGUUGGCAAGAAGGGUGGAGAGAGAUAAAUAUCUUUUUUUCCCCCUGUCAAAAAGGCACACCCACCCCUGCCUUACUUGGACCACAUCCCAGAUUUGACCCCUAGCAUCUCCAAGGAUCUCAGGUAGCAGACCUGGAAAAGACUUGUGCCUGACAUCCUGGAGGACACAGCACUGUAGGCAUUCAGGGCUAGAGGGACCAAGGUUCUUCAUAUGCUCAUGAAGUUUCCUUGGCAAUUUUCUGUUAUUGUAGGAAACAAGAGUUAGAAGUAGGGUCUGAAGGCACAGAAAAGCCCACCCCAUAAUAGCUUGCUGGAGGAGGAAGCUAAAUUCUGGCUGGCAUGGGUGACUAAAGCUAGUCUGCAGUUCCUUCUCAAGAUAAUUGGUUAUAAUUCUUUCUACAUAUCAUUGCCUGACUUCCAGGUGGUUUAAAGAAGCCCAGGUGUGUAAAGGAUUAAUAUGGACUCAAAAGCAGAGUUAUCAUACCUGUGAGAAACUAUGGCUGAGGAUGUCUCCUCAGCCAAAAUAUUUGAGUAAUGUUGGGGUAGGAAGCUAAGAGAACUGAUGUAGCAUUGCUGAUAUUUGUUGGGAUUGUAGUUUUCGCUCUUCUCGUUGAGUUUAACCCUGGUAAGUACACUUAGAAUUACAGCCACAAUUUUAUAUUUCACUACAGAAUGUCUUAGCUUUGCAGAUUAAAUUGGCAAAGUGUGAAAUAUACUAAUCUGUUGUACACCUGAAAUUAAAAUUUAGAAAACACCACCUGAGAUUAAGAAUAGUGUAAGUAAAGGAUGUUGUGUUUAGGAUUGUCUUGACUGAACAGUUAUGAGCUGGAUAUUGACCUUGGUGAUUUAAAGUUUUCUCAUUUUGCCUUGGGCACACUUUCUAGCACACUUCUUGCAUGUCAAAGUAAACUAAAGGUAUUUUAUUUUUACAUAUAUAUUUUCUGUUCCUAACCAAAUGAACAUUCUGGCACCCACAAAAACAGGUUUAUUCAAAUUACAUGUAACUGAAGUUGGUGUUAAUUGACAUGGUGCAAUCCUAGAGCCUGUGGCUCUCCAAAUGUUGCUGGGAUGUGACUCCUAUUCUCCCUGAUGACUGGUCAUGCUGGCUGAGACUGAUGAGAGUUAAAGUCCACCUAAAUCUGAAAAGCUGCUGAUUCCCUGAUGUCUACUCAGAAGUAAGCCUCACUGAUUUCAGAGGGACUCACUCCUGGGUAAAGGGUGUACAGCGUUGCAGCUUAAUUUGCAUAAAACCUGGUGCAAUUUUUGUCUGAUAAUUCUCAUCUGCCUUGUGAGGAAAUUCCCAUGACAAAGAAAUAGAGAUGGAGAAAUACCACAGUGCACAAAGAGAGAAAAGAAGGCGCUGCAAUGCAGUGUUCCAGUUGAAGGGUGGGGUUCUUUGAGAAAUUCACAUGCCUCUGACCUCCCCCCACCCCACCCCCAUUUUAGUCCAAUCAUGCCCCCCCAUAGUCUUUUAAAUGCAGCAACUAAAGGGGCUCUGACCCAGCAUGUAAUUUGAGCAUCACCUCAUGGGAAAAGUCUAGACUUCUGACAUGGGUUGCCAUACAUCUGGAUUUUCCCAGACGUUUAAGCAAUUUACAGAAAGGGUUUAACUAAUAAUGCAGGUGCACAGCCACCCUCACAGGGACCCAGAAAGUUGUGGUGGAGUUAUACUGCCUAAAGGCGUCUUCUUUGAAGCGAGCAGCCAAACCAACUUUCCCCCUACUAAGUCCCUGGUCACCUGUUUAAUACCCACAGGGUAAUACGAACAGGAAUGAAACAUUGGCUAAGAGUCAGUUGCAUUCAGCUGCAUUCUCACAUGCCUAUCGCUGCUUCAGAUCUCAGAAGUAGUUGCAGCAGGUGCCAGUGAGUUAUUCAAUGCCAAGAAGAUUGAGGCAGGCAGCCCAACUCAAGUUAUAGAUUUAAGGACUACUAUUAAAAGGCUGGAACGUGUCAAUUAUUUAGUUUGCCGUAAUAUUUCUACCAACAUUAGGGUGUGUGGGCAGGAGAAGGUGUCAAUCGGUUUCUCUACCUCAGGCAGAAAACAUGCACUCGAUUCCUUCUGGGUGGGGGGGAGGAGGAAUAUAUCAGUUCUCUCGGUUCUCUUGCUCUUCCAAUCUUCCAGUCGAUUCUCCACAUUUCUGCAGGAAUUUACAAUUAUUCUAUUUAAAAUUAUUUACAAUUAUUCUUUUAAAAAUCCUCAUAAAAUUCUUCAGUGGUUUUGACCAGUGCCAUUUUUCUAGAAAAAGGUGCUGGAACUCACCAUGAGUUCCAGUGAAUUCUGGCAGAGAAAAAUCCCUGGCAUUGACUAAUGUGCACAUGUUGUGAUGCAUUUGUGUAUUAUUAUUAUUAUUAUUAUUAUUAUUAUUAUUAUUAUUAUACCCCACCCAUCUGACUGGGUUUCUCCAGGCUCUCUGGGUCGCUUACAGCACAUAUAAAAACAUAGUAAAACGUCAUUUUACUAUUCAUGCUAUUUUCAUGAACAUAUUUAUUUGUAUGCACACCUUAACCCAAUAUAUGUAAAUGUUGUUUGCUUAAAGAAUGGCAUCGCAAUAUUCAGAUAGGUGUGAAUUUCAAAGGACGGCUGCAUUUUGUUUAUCGUAUUAUUUUGGAAACUGUGAAUUUAUAGGUUUGAAUUUAAAUGCGAGCUGAAUUUAACCCAGUCAGAUGAGUGGGGUACACAAAAUAAAUAAUUACUAUUAUUACAUAUUGACUUCCUCCCCCAUCCUUGCUUCUGGGCUUACAACAUGGACACGUGGCUGAUGCCCACAAGUUAGAAUAUCCCUCAGUACGACAUGUGCUCACCAUGCCCAUGAAAUCUCCUCAUCUGAUAUGCCUUCACACCAUGUUUGUACCUCCUACUGGAAUGGACUGGCUUAGGCCACAAGGGCCGUUUAAAGAUUCCUGGGACUCUUUGUUCUUACAUGAUUGUCUUUCAGUGUCACAAACCACAGAUGCUCUUGGAUUCAGAUGCCAGCGAAAUAAUUAAGGCUCCACCUACCAUUAGGCAAGUGGGGCAGCGUGCCUCAGGUAGUAGGAUGGAGGGUACUUUUAAAAGCCUAUAAAUUACCAUUUAUAUUAAGAUUGCUGUAAUAUGUUUAUCAGCACUGGGUGGGUGAAGGAGGAGAUGUCAUUGGGCUUUCUACCUCAGGCAGAGAAAUGUCCUGGGCCAUAUCCAGGCUGACAGACUUUAUCGCUUCUGAGAACAUGAACAAGAGGCUGAUACACAAUUAUGACAUCUGGUCAUGCUAGAAGUUUCUUAGUCUGAUACGUCUUAAGCUGGAAUGAAUUGACUUAUGGGCCCCUCCAGACUGUUUUGUUGUUGUUUGUGGGUAUAUUCUUCAACAUGUCCUUGAUGCAAUAAUAGUGCAUUAGUAGUGAAUUUACACUGGACUGUCCACACGCCAUGCCACUUGGUUAGUUGUUCUCCAGUGCUUCACCCGUGUUACUGUAUUACUGCCAUCUGGAGGGAUGUGCUUACCCUAUAGUGCACCACCAAAAGAGGGACAAAAGAAUAAACCCAGAACAUCAGUAGCAUAAAAAGUUCCAGGAUUACAGCAGGUGGUUAUAGGGUGUGUGUUGAUUGGAAAUGAAACAGAAUAUCUGCCCCCAAAACAUUUGCAGGCACAAACAGUACUGAAAGCAGGAUUGUGUAAAAGUGCCCCAAUAUCAUCAUGAAUACAAAUCAUCACGAAGUGACAUCUGGAGGAGUUGUCAGGCUGGAAUGUACUGUUUUAAUGGCACAACGUAACAUAGGAGAAGGUAUUCCUGGCAUCACUUUUGAGUGCAAGCAGCUAUAAUGUAAUCACGGCACCAUCUGAUGUGCCAUGUAAGCACAACACUGGAAAAGUUUUCUGACUGGUGAUGUGUGCUGUGUUGGGUUGUUUGAAUAUUACUUCUAAACAUAUUUAUAUACCACUAUGUGAUUUUUUUAAAAAAAUCAAAGCAGUUUCCAGCAACAAAAAAUGAAACCACACAGUAAAAACCAUAAAAAGUUAAACAUCCAUCAACCAUUGCGAAAGGAUUUGUUUUGAAUUGCCCGCAUAGACCUGGCAGAAUAGAAAAGGUUUGAGCAAGUUUUUAAAAGUUGGCACAGAAUACACAUUGCUGUAUCUAUUGGCAGAGUACUCCACAAGAAUGGGCCAAUGGAAGCAGGAAGCAUGUGUGGUAGGAGAACCCAUGUUUACAUCACUGCUGCUGUACUUUGUCACCCCAAAUCAGAAAUCGAAAAUCAGAAAUCAGAAAUCUCUCCUUGUAUACUUCAGUUCUCUUCCAUAGUUUCCUGUUACAUCUGAAUGAGCAAACUUUGGUUGCAAAUUGUUGCUCCAGAGGACUACCGCAAACCAUUGUUCAUGGUUUGGAUUCUAUGGCAAACUAUAGUUUGCCCAAACCAAAAAUCAAGGAGGCCCAUGGAAAAUUAAAAAAAGGAAAGUGUGCUUUCCUGAAGAUCAGACCAAAUGACAUCAUAAUGGGUGAUCAUUACUAUCAGUCUUGGACCUCUAGUUUCUGUUAACUCAUUUAACAGGAACUGUAUACCAGUCUUGAUUUGUGAAUCACUGGCUUCACAAGUACUUACAGCAAAACGUGAAACUUACUUAUCAGAAAUAAAAUAUAGUUGUUCAUUUGUUGUUGUUGUUGUUGUUGCUGCUGCUGCUGUUGCUGCUGUUGUUGUAUAUGUAUUUAUACCCCACCUUUCCUUGAGGGAACUCAAGGCAACUUAAAGAAAAAAAUAAGAACCACUAAAAGCAUAGAAAAAACAAUAAUUAAAAAACCAUAAACAUUGAUAAAAUUAAAACUAUAUACAUAUAUAAAAUCUAUUAAAACCAUACCAAUAAUUACAAUAUAAAUAGCACAGCACCAGCCCUUUCAUUAAAAGCAUCUCAUUUCAUCAUAGGAUUCAGUGAAGAAUAUCCUGCUAGAUAGUCCUUUCUAGAAUGCCCAAAAAUAAAAAUAAAAAUGGAAUGAUCAACCCAGAAUGAGCUUAGUGCUCACUUACUGUCAAAAAGUUCUUGGUCAGAAUAUCAAAAAGUUCUUGUUUGGUCAGAAUAUCUUUCCUUGUAACUUUAACCCAUUGGUUCAGGUCCUACCCUCUGGAGCUGGAGAAAACAAGCUUGCUCCAUCCUCCAUGGGACAACCCUUUAGUUAUCUGAAGAUGGCAAUCAUAUCUCCUCUCAGUGUGCUCUUUUCCAGGCUAAACAUACCCAGCUCCUUCAACCUUGCCUCAUAAGACCCUUGAUCAUCUUGGUUACCCUCCUCUGCUCACAUUCCAGCUUGUCAAUAUCAUCCUCAAAUUUUGGUGCCCAGAACUAGACACAGUACUCCAGGUGGGGUCUCACCAAGGCAAAACAGAACAGUACUGUUACUUCCCUUGAUUUGGACCCUAUAGUUCUGUUCCUACAGCUUAGAAUAGCAUCAGCUCUUUCUUCUUCUUCUUUUUGCUGCAUCACUUUGUUGACUCAUGUUAAGUUUGUGGUGUACUAAGAGCCCUACAUCCUUUUACAUUAUUGUUUGUUUCUGUGUGUGUGUGUUUAGGAUGCCUUCACCGCUUUCCACAAGGAUGAGGACCUAGUAAAGAAAUACCUGAGCUCACUGCUAAUUGGGGAGCUGGCACCUGAUCAACCAAGCUCUGAACCCACCAAAAAAGUAAGUUUUCCAUGUGGUGUGCAUGGCAAAAGCCACUGGACUAAAAUGCUUUACAUGUUCUAAUUGAGCAAAAGCACACUGUAGAUACCAAAGAACUUAGCUGCAGGAUUUCCCUUUGGUGGCUUAGGCCCCAUGGAUCCCUAAGGGUACACUUUUCAUGAUGCUUUAGAACCUCAAUAUUGCUCCUCACCCCCUGUCCUCAUGGUAGAGACAUGAAGGAGAAUGGCUUUGCACACAGCCACCGUGGAAGAGACAACCAUAAACUUGUGCAGUUGGGUAGGUGGUGGUGGGAUCUGGUUGGAUAUUUAAAUCUCUCUGCCUUGAUCCUUCACUAAGCGCCGGCCCCAUUCUUCACUGGUCACCAGUAAAGUUGUGUUUAUGGCCCUGUCCAUAAACCUCAAUGAGUUGAAGGGUGAAGUCUAAAAUGGGGAGAUUUCCCAGACAAUUUAGAACCCUGCAAAAUUGAGGGUCUAGAUCAUGUGAGGAGCAAAGGCAUUCCCCACUUUGGAUUUCAUCCUCAUGGAAAGAGAUGAGGAUAGCAAAACAGAGUUGGAGCCUAGUGAGCUUGCCCUGCUUCCUUGUAGGAUUUACAUUGAACUAGCAUGCCAAGUGGCUCUAAUGGUCAAGAAGGCAGAGAAGGGAAAUUCUGGCCCUAAACCUCUGCUGCCUUGCGGGAUAUAUUUGUUAGAAGGAAAGGCUAAGGAGUAAAUUCUAAACAGAUCCAGAAUGGAGUCCCUAAGAUAGUUGGAUGGUGUCUUAGAUGCCUCAUUCUGGCAACUCCAGCAAUCAAGCUGGUGCCAAGUGUGUUGUUCUGCUUUCCUUUGGACCGCAUCAGUGAGGCUGAGAAGUCAGGGUCUUGACAUCUGGGCAUUCCAUUGUCUUUCGAGAUAGACAGAUUCCAACAACAGCACAGGAGGCAUCUGGGUACAAAAACCUCAACUCUUACAGAAAACCCACUCAUUACACUCUUUGAAGUUACUGUGGAGAGACAGAGCAGAGAGUGGUUUUCCACUGCCUCUGGUUAGACAAUGCCCUGAAAUCAUCAUGCCCCUCUUAUCUUAGAGUCCUGUCUCAUCCCGCCCCCUGUUGAAGGAGAGCUGACCAGCUGGCUUGGCCUCUCUGUUACCAUCAUGAUCUGUCUAGAGAAAGCGUAGUAAUGCUACAGUUUGAAUCAGAUGCAUGUACUUUAUGAAGGGGGAACUUAACCAUGGUCAUUUCUCACAGGAUAUGCUGAUACAAGAUUUUCGUGAGCUGCAUAGCACAGUGAAGAGAUCUGGACUCCUGAAGGCCAGUUAUCCCUUCUUUGCCUUCAUGUUCCUGCAUGCUUUCCUGAUAGACAUUGCAUCCUGGCUCGUCAUCUGGUACUUUGGAAAAACCUGGGCCCCUUUCCUCAUUGGUGUAGCAUUGUUCACCAUUGCACAGGUAAAUGUGUCUGCAUUACUGGAUGCAGCAGGAUUCAGUCUGGACUAUUCUGGACCGGUUACCUUAGUGCUUUGUCAUAUCCUCACCCCCCUAAGCAUUUGGCAUAGCUUGUGGAAUUUCAGGCAUAUCAUGGUGAUUAGCUAAAUACUGCCUACCGUGACUUUCACAUCCCUACUAAAUGAGUUAUCAGGCAUCAAACCUGGGAACCUGAACACACAAAUUUAAUGUUACCAGCUGAAAAUUGGUCUAGUUUGUCAAAGUGGGAGUUCAAGGUACCACUUAAAACUACAGCUAAACUUGCACUUUUAAAAGCGUGCUCUGCUCAGCAACAGGCAAAAGCUACUUAUUUUUUAUUAAAAGUUUUAAAAUAAGAAAAUUUCCCAAAGGAGUUAAUUUGCAGUCAUCUUAUUGCCCAUUGUCCAGUCAAUCAACAUUCACUGUUCCAGACUACUACUCCCUUUUUCAAAGCCCUACUUUCAUGAAUUUCAGCCAUACACCUGACCUUACUGACUGCAACAGCAGCUGGGAGGAACUAGCCAGGCAUAUAAAUUUAGAGUGGGGUUUCCCAAACUUGGGUCUCCAGCAAACUUGGGUCUCCAGCUGUUUAUGGAUUUACAACUCCCAUCACCCCUAGCUAGCAAGACCAGUGUUCAGCGCUGAUGGGAACUGUAGUCCCAAAAAACAGCUGGAGACCCAAGUCUGGGAAACACUGAUUUAGAGCAACUUAGCAAAAGGAGCUAGCUCCACAAGCUGCAAGGAGCACCAGCGGACAAGUGUCAAAGCAAGUUAAACAGCCAGGCAAGUUCGGCAACAGGGCCUGGAAGCCAGGACGCACUAUGCUGCCUGACAUUUCCUUGAUCUAAAGAAAACCUGUCCUGAGAGAACUUCUCCAGAGCUGGAGUGAUCCUAGUAGUGGGCAAUUUGACAACUGGGUGUGUGAUCGGUGUGUAGGCCGUAGGAUUUAUUGCUUGUCUGAUGUGAAGGUUGUGGAUAUCACCUGUCACCUAGAUAGCAUAGCAUAGUAGACAGUAGUAGUAGAUAGUGAUGCAGAGGUUGCGGUGCACAUUGGCACAAAUGGCAUGGGGAAAUGUAGUUGUGAGGUCCCAGAAGCAAAAUUAGGGUUGUUUGGUAGCACUCUGAAUGCCAGCAGCUCCAAGGUAGUUUUCUCUGCAAUGCUGCUGGUUCCGUGCAAAAGGCCAGCUAGACAGGCACAGCUUUGUAGUCAAAAUGCAUGUGGUCUCAAUGUGUGUAAACAAGUAUGAAGUGAUGCAUGUCAAGGCAAAAAUAAAAUAAAAUUCUUAAUUUCACAUGCAUGUUCAUGAGGUCUGAACUGGUGGAACUGACUGUCUAGGAAGGAGACCUUGGAGUCACAGUAGAUUGAUAAAGAUGUCAAUCCAGCAUUUUCUUCUUCAUUUUGAGGCAAAAAAAGUCAGUUGUUAACAGAGAAAUAGCAAAAAGUUGCUUCAUUGGAAAGAUAUGCUGGCACCCUUUGAUGUUAUGGUAGUGCUGUGUGAGUUGCUUUUCUAGGAAUUCACACACACACACACACACACACACACACACACACACAGCUGUUGACCUUGAAAGGCCAGUGGCCAUUUGGUAGAGCCAUUUGCAAUGGAAUGGGUCCUUAUCAUAAAUAUUAUGCCUGGCUAGUAUGGGAGGUGAUGAUUUCAAGGUGAAGAUCUGUGUGACUGGCCUUGUUUACAUAGUUGUGGGCCUUUAAAAGUUACACCACCCUGUGGGAUGAAUCCAUUGACUGUGGCUUCCACAAUGCUACUGUAAUACUUAAAAUCUUCCAUUUCAUUGUUCUGUUGUGUCUGAACUUUUAUAAGCAAUAUUCAUGAGGCAAGCCUUUUUAUUAUGCCACCGUGGGAAGUGAGGCUAUAUACCCAUGCAGGAAGGCCUGGUGCCCUUUUCUAUAGUACUAACUUCAUGGGAACCAGUUCUCCUGAUGAAAGUGCCCAGGCUUCCUGCCAAUUUCCGUUGCAAAUGUGUGGGGAACUAAACAGGGGCAGAGUGCGUAGGAUAGCUGCUGUUGCUUUUCCCAAGUCUUAGUGAAAGAGUGAGCCAUUUGUUCCUACUAACCCAUCUGUGGAAAAUAGCCUAUCAACAUGUAUUGAUAUUGCUUUUUUGCUUUCCAGAUCCAGUAUGGCUUUCUUCAGCAUGAUCUUGGGCAUGUUUCCGUCUUUCAGAAGCCCAAGUGGAAUAGACUGGCUCACCACAUUGUGGCAGGAAUACUUAAAGUAAGAGCCCAGUAUCGAGAGUGGGGUUUCUCCUGCUUAGAACUCAUAGAAGCUAAACAGGAAUAGAAUCAAACUUCCUGAUAAAUUCUAGUUCAAUAACUUCACUCUUGAUACUCUCGUCGAAUACUUUGUUAAAUGACUGUGACUCUCAGGUCAACAUCAGAGUAUAGCUGUCAACGUUUCCCUUUUUUUAAGAGAAAUUCCCUUAUUCCAAAAAGGAUUCCUUGCAAGAAAAGGGAAAAGUUGACAGCUAUGCAUCUGAGUGCCCUAGGAGGCCGAAGUUGUCAUUCUCUGUUUUCUCAUCGUUGUCAUUUUGGACAAUUUUUUUUUCCCCAAUCUGUGUGUCAGGAAUAAGCACAUAACGUAGUUGCUCCAACACCACCAACAUGAAUAAUGAAAAAUUGGUGGAAUUUUCUUUUUAUUCUGUUUGCAGGGAGGGCCCCCCAGCUGGUGGAACCAUAUGCAUAACCAGCAUCAUGCCAAACCCAACUGCUUCCGCAAGGACCCAGAUCUCAACAUGCAUCCACUCCUGUUCAGCCUGGGGAAGCCGCUCUCUGAGGAGGUGAGUAGACAGGGGAAUGCACACCAUGAAUAACAGGCGCAGUAGGUUAAAGCCAUGGUUUGGUUUCGCCUUACGUGCAAACAUGGCCAUGGAAGCCGAUUUCAUGUUGCAAACAUAUAUCGUAGGCUUCUUUCCUGAAUCAAAUUCUCUAAGAAAAAUCUGUGCAGUGACAAAAGGUCAGCAAAGUUGUUACCUAUGUUUAAACGCAUUACUUCUGCUCUCCAUUCGCAGCUUGGGAAGAAGAAGAAGAAAUACAUGCCUUACCAGCACCAGCACAAAUACUUCAUCCGUGAGUCUCUCUCAGUUGUUUGCUACCAUCAGCAAGGCUGUGUCUCUUUGGGGAUUAGGACCGAAGCUUGUUAGAUCAGAGGCUGGAGGUUCUGAAAAAAAAUAUGCUAUAGGCAAAUGAAUAGAUAGAAGAAAUGUUAUCUUUACUAGUGUUACACAAACCCCAAUCUCUGAGCAGUGAGAGACUUCAGACUCCCAGCUUAGGGUUUGUUUCUGCAGAAUGAAGAUCCCUGGAGAUGAGUAGCAUUUCCCCACACAUUUAUACAGGCUGAGCAUAAGAAAGAAAUUUAACAGCAUCAAAACUCCAGCAGUAGAUUAGAAGGGGGGACACCAAUUCCACAAAGCAAGGCGAGCUGCUCCAUCUCUUUUCAGCUUCAGUUUCAAAACUCUUGAGGUUUUUGUUUUGGUUCUCUUUCUCAGAUACACACUUUCCUGACUUCACCUCCAGCCAGGGCAGGAGGGAUGAAAGUCAAAUACCCUUGAGCUCCUAUGGCAACAAAUCACUGGCACUAGGCCAGCUCUUUAAUUAUGCCAAGCUUGACCAUUUUCAUUAAAAAAAAAAAAAUUGUCCAUUUCUACAAAUGCAAAUCAAACAGCUCCAGAGUCACAGGGCUGCAAGGGAUCUUGAACGGACACCCCCUCCAACUUAAAUUUAGCUCAGUAUGAUUGCUCCAGAAAUACCUGGGAGAUGAAAAAUACCCAGAAAUACUUACGGGCUUGGAAAGCUUGGUUAUUACAACUGAAGGAAAAUACUCCUCUUUGUUUUAUGUUUGCUUUCCUUUUUCUCCAUAGUCUUAGCCCCGAUGACUUUCGUUGUAUUUGUGCAGCUGAUUAUAAUACGCUUCGCAAUUCAGAGGAAAAAAUGGAUGGUGAGUCAUCUGUGAACUUGUAACUGCACUGUUUCCCCUAUGGAUAAUAACGUAAUGGUGGAAUGCAGAUGUGUCCUGUGUCCGCACUGCCUGCAGCUAGCCACCAGAGUUGCAUUACAGAAAUCAUUAUUUUAUUCCUGUGUCACAUGAAGGAUGAGUUUACUUUAGUGAAUAAGCAGAGUAAACAAAUCCACUUGGCCUGUGUAUGUUGGAGCCAAUGCCAGUUUGGGGAGGGCGGAAUAGAUCUACAGUAAUCAAGAAGACCAAUGUCCAUGAGAUUUUCAUUUGUUCAUUCCUUUGAUUUGUUAUUUGUACGGCCUUUCAUAAUAUCUACUCCGGUGCAGAAACAUGUGUCCCAUCUGCACUGAUCCCCUUCCAUACCAUGGAGGGAGUUCUUCUUAACAUGAUGCAGUUCCCAGGGUGUUUCCAUACAUGCAAACAUUGCUCUGAGUCACUUGGCAUCAUGGCCUUUGAAGCCAUCGUAAUUGCACCAUACGGUUUUCAAUCUUUUUUAUUGCCUUAACCCAGUUUUCUUUGGCAGGAGUUUUCUUUCAUUGUGUUCUACAACAUCCGCGUUUGUCUCAUGUUUGUUCCUUUAAUGGGAUUUAAGACCUUCAUGGCAUUCUACUGGCUGGCCAGGUAAAUAAUCUGUAUGCAAAACGCUCAUGGAUGGGGUGGGCGGGGGCAUCUGUGCAUGUACAAAGUGCUUCCUUUGCAUCUCAAAUUCUCCCACCAGCGUGAACAGAUCCGUCAUGCAGAUGAUCUCCCCUGGCCUGGCCUAGCGAAGCAGUCCAAGAAAGUGUCCGUCAGUCCCAAGAGAGACUAUUCCUCUGCCCCCUACUCUGCAUUCAGAUAGUGGAAAUAUAGAAAUGGGUGGAAUUUAGCACCAUGCGAUUACAGACAUUUUGUCUGCACAAAGUACAUCACCUUGUGAGAUGGAACAAUCCCCCUCCCCUCCCCCCACAUGCUGCUCUGGGCCUACCUCUGAUUCCCCCCCCCCCCAGCUAAUGUUGGGGGGGCAUAAGUGCUGCUGUGCAAGCAGAAGUCCUUGCACAAAUUUGUUACAUUUGUUAAGAGAUCUCACCCUAUAUGUUUCCAGCAUUAUAUUUAUCACCUGGUAUGUGUGGGGUUUUUUUUUAAAAAAUUGAAACUUCAGUAUCCAUGCAAUGUUCUUAUGUGGCAAAAAGGCUCAUUCACUGACAUAAGAGGCUGCCUAACUAUUAAUAGACUCCUCUGGAGUUAGCAGUGCCAAUUCGAUGAAAUACAAACAAUAGCAGACAUCUCCAAGGCAAAGAUCCCAUAGUUUCCCAGGUCUUCCAGGCUGUUUGUGAGGCCUUGGUAAAACUACAAAUCCCAGAGAUAUCUGCACUGGAAAAUUCCCAUAAGUAAGUCUGCUGGGCCUAAGGAAGGCCCAUGGAGCAUUUGCUCCUCUUAUUCCCUUACUCUCAUCACUCCUACAGGAGCAGAAAGGGAAUAGGGCCUUGUAAGCGGAAGGAGGGUGUAGAAAAAACUUGCUUUGAAAGAAUUAGCCCUUUUCAUUCUGUAUGAGGUGGUAUUGGCCAAUCUCUGACAGAAUGGUGAUUGUUGUUGUUGUUGUUGUUGUGUUGAUCUACCCAGGUUCCUAGAAAGCACAUGGUUUCUCUGGGUCUCACAGAUGAACCACAUUCCCAUGAAUAUCGAUUAUGAUAAGAAUUUGGACUGGGUGUCUGCUCAGGUGAGUUAAUAUGUACUUCUUCCUCCCAGAGACAAUGACUUUCUUUCAUCUGAUAGGUUUGGCCAUCCAUUUGCGCUUUCAAGUGCAUGGCCUCCUUAGAAAGGGCAAGGUUACAUUUCCGUCGAAGAGAGAGUUGUUCAAAUGGCCCAGUUGCCAUGGUCACAUUUUGGUGGGGUUGGUUCUGGAGGCAGCUGUUCCCCUUUGCCGGGCCGUUUAACGGUCUGUCUCCUUUCUCGUUCUCACUUAGCUCGCAGCGACGUGUGAUGUGGAUCAAUCCCUGUUCAAUGACUGGUACACGGGGCACCUGAACUUCCAGAUUGAGCAUCAGUGAGUAUGUGACAUAUGGAAGAGAGACGCUGGCACAGUGUGAAUGUGUCUGGAAAAGGCCUUCAUGUAAAUGACAGCCCAUACUCAUAUUGGGUGGGAAAGGGUUAGGGAACUUCAACAGAGGUGGGAUGGCUUUGGCUAACUGAAGGCUCUGCCACUGGUUUAUUGUUUAUAUUUCCACCCCACUUUUCAUCCAAGGAGCUCAAGGUGGUGAGGUAGGUUAGGCUGAGAGCCUGAGACUGACUCAAGUCACCUCCCCCAGUGAGGUGCAUGGCUGAGUGGGGAUUUGAACCCUGGUAUCCCAAGUCUUAGUGCGGCAUUUUAACUUCUACACCACACUGGUUCCCCAUGUGAAACCAUUUUCUUGCUCUCUUUCCACAGCCUUUUCCCAACAAUGCCUCGCCACAAUUAUUGGAAGGUCGCACCUCUGGUGAAAUCCCUCUGUGCUAAGCAUGGCAUAAAGUACCAAUGCAAGCCCCUGCUCACGGCUUUUGCAGAUAUAUUGCAGUAAGUUCAAUUAAUGGCUUUUCCCCACCUGCCUUGUACCCCCCCCCCAUCCUCCAGCUCUAGCAGCCUUUUCGAAACCCUGACUUUAGGAACAACAGAACCAGCUGGGAAGAGAGAAGUUGUGUAAAUUGCUUUUAAGUUGUGUAAAUUGAUUCUCAAUAUGUAUUGUGUUGUUAUACGUGCUACGGUCUGCUGUUAUUUUUAUUGAUUAUAGUUUAAAUACCGUAUUUUUCCCUGUGUAAGACUAGGUUUUUUUUACUAAAAAAUUAGGCUUAAAAUUGGGGCUCGUCUUAUACACGGGUAGUGCUGAGGGACGUUUUCUUAAUUUGGAAUUCCCAAAAAUAGGGGGCGUCUUAUACAUGGGUACAUAAGGAAUAUAUAUUUCUUAUAGACGGAAAACUAUGGUAUUGUUUAUUGUAAUUGCUGAGAGUGAAUUUCUGUUCAAUAAUUAUUUGCUGAUAUUUAAUUUUAUUGUGUGCUAUUAUAUUCUAAUGGAAUAUUGAAUAUCACUUUAUUUGGCUUAAGUUGCUUAUGCUUUAUGUUUUUAUUAUGACAUUUUUGUAUUGGAUCAGAUUGUGUUAUAAGGUGUGCAGUCUUUGUUGCUUCUUCGCACCCCCUUUUGUUUCUCUACACUGCCUUGUGUAUAGAAUCAUAGAAUUGUAGGGUUGGAAGGCACCCCAAGGCCAUCUAGUCCAACCCCCUGCAAUGCAGGAAUCUCAGCUAAUCUCAGCUACGGUAAUACAGGGAGGUGGUGUGCACAUUAAAAGUGAAAUUAACAGCGCAAGGAAGAAAGACAAGCACUAAGCUGAAACUAAGCUGAGGAUUACUGACAGCCCUUUUCUCUUUUCCUCUGCAGCACGCUGAAGGAGUCUGGGGAACACUGGCUGGAUGCUUAUAUCCACGCCUAAGGAGUGAGAGGACUUUGGGGACGAAUCGCCUCGGGAUGAACUGUGAUCUCCUGUUUUUCCUCUUCCCUGGCGCACACACCUUAAGCUGCUGAUCUCCGAAGCUUUAGGAAUUUGAGGUGGGGCUGCAGCUGAACUUGAGUGAGAGAGAGAGAAGGGUGGCUUCUCUGCUGUCUUGCCCCUUUCUGUUUGUAGGGGAAUGAAAAAUGAAAAAGAGCCUUCGUUCUACUUUGAGACCUUAUGAAGAGAUAGGGAAAGGGAAACGGUGCUUUGCUUCCUCUGUAUUUCCACCUGCAACAACAAUUUCAAAGGUAUAUUAGGACAAGCAGCCUCCCAACCAUUCUGAGUCCUUACACCCUGAUCCUUUCCUUUAGUAGACUUUGCACAGUCCUUUAAAUGUCUCAGGCUCCUGCCAGAUUUGAACAUCCAGAUUGAAUCUUCUUCGUUCCACUGAAUGAACUCCACAGAUUGCUCAAACAAAAGCAUGGUUUGCAUUUACUGAGUUGACCUAGAGCCAGCCCAACUUUCAGGCAGAGUGAGGCAGUAGCACCAGGUAAAGGUAAAGGGACCCCCUAACUGUUAGGUCCAGUCGCAAACGACUCUGGGGUUGCGGCGCUCAUCUCGCCUGGUUGGCUUUCCAGCUCUGAGGCCAAUCUCUUCUUUCCCCUGCCCUCCCUUUCUAGUUUUUCCUCCUCAAUGGAGAAAUCCAGGAUUGUGCCAUAGCUUUUGUUGAUCUGGAGCAGCACCCUGCUCCUUUGAAACAAAGACACGAAGCACUAAAGACAGCUGCUGUUUUGGGGAGACAGUGUAAACCCAGAGGUUUUGCCUCCAAAUAAUGGGACAAAUUAUACAAUGACACAACUCAUGGCACAAAUCAAACGCUUUCUUAUUUUGGGGGUGGCCACAUUUAGCUUCCAAACUGAUAAGCACUCAGUCAUUCAAGUUUCAUAAUAAAGGGAACAAUGAUUAAGCAAGAUCCAAUUUUCUGUGGUUAUCAGAAAUCUUUUCAUUAAGUCCUAAGCAGGCUUCUUGAGCAAGCAAAGCCAUUUUCCAUUUCUCCCAAACUAAAGUUAUUGCUUCUCAUGAUAAUAUAGUUCAGCUUAGCAUAUGAAGUUGUCUGUUCAUGAAGAUAAUUGGAUGAGACCCUAUUCUGGGUGGACUUGCCUUCAGAGGUUAGAUGGUGGCAACAACCAGACAGAGGCAGGCCUUCUCCAUGAGGCAACCCUGAUUAAAACUCCCUCCUAUACUCUUAUUUAAAACAAAAAAUUCUUUCAGGUGCAAAAAAUUUUUAAAAAGUAUACUUUUGGCAACCAAUGACACCAUCUCUGUUGCUCUUUUAAUGUCGCUGCU